ACCCUUAUUCUCUUGCAAAAUGCCGGAACAAUGCGACCCUAGAUACACUAUGUUGGAAUAACAUUUAGAAAAAAGAAGAUAGGUUGAUAAAAGUUAGAACACCUUUGAUCGAAGUUGACCGGGGAGCUAAUUCAACAGCAUUGAACACACGCCUACUUACCUUACAACAGUCAUAUCUGACACGAACUUAGGAGCGAGUUUCUGUGAUCACUCGGUCUGUUAGAAAUAGGAGCAAAAUCUUUCUCAAAUCGCACGAUACUGUCUUUGAAAGAAAGAAGGACAUAUAUGAUAAUGUAGUUUGUGACUAACUGUGUCCGAAAAGACAUGAUGGGGAAAGUGAGAAAUACCUUUGAACUUUAAUUCGUUCGACAAGGACUGACUUGUGACAAAACCACGACACAGAAAUGAUUAAAACCAGUUUCUUUUGCCUGUAUAUCCUAAGUAGUCGAGACAUCACAGCUACAUAACGCUACUCGGAGCUAACUUACGGUUAUAUUAACACCCCCAGCAACUAUCACACGGAUAUCUGCAAUGUUAAAUCAUGACCAAUUUAUUCAUUACCUACUUGGUGAAAUACUGUACGAAAAAAUAAACAAAUAAAAUACCAAAUUUGCAUAAGGAGACACGAAUACUUCUUACGAUAGACGAACAGUUAAUGAUUUCUAAUAGCGGCACAAAGAAAAUUACAAUCACAACAAACAACCAGGAAGCAGAAUAAGUGCGUGAAUUAUAAUUAAAGAAAAGUGGCAUAAGUAGAGAGAUUUUAGUAGAAAUACAGUCAAUUUAAUCGCCCCUAUGUAAUUGACAGGUACUCGAUGUAUCGACCCGCGAAGAAUUAAAGAGAAAGUGAACACCCGGAGAAAGAAAUAGUAAGAAGCGAAGAGGGAGGGGGUGGAGGUGUGUCUUACGUCACAGCCUCUUUGUGAGGUGAAACAUGGCAGCUACCGUGUUCAACAUCUUGGCAUGGUAACCAAGCUUUCAGUCUUCUCUUUUGGCUGCCAGCAGCAGCACGGAUCUAUGCUGCCUCUCUCACCCUUCGGAUACAUUACUAUAUAUUUCCCUAACAACCAGUAGAUGCAUACAAAAAGUGAAUGGAAGAUGUAAGAGGAGAUUAAAUGGAUAUCACAUCUAAAAAAUAAGAUGCUAUUUAACUUGAAAUAUUCCAAAACAGGAUGAUGUCUGAGCUUGGAGAAAACCCAACAUCGAAAAGAAGGUUAUUGAAACUCAAAGAAAAUUUCAAGAAGCAUUCAUACACAAUGUAGCAACACAUAAACUGAAACAAGGAGCUGCCAUUGAAGAUGAAUAACAUGCAUCAGAAUCCUGUUGAAGAAGGGGUCAAAAUUGUUGACUGCACACAAACUUGCAACAAAUUCGGACUUCAUUAUCAUGCGGUUUACCUGUGGUGUGUCAAAGACAUUUGUGGUAUAAUAUGUGCCAUGUUCACUUGGUUUCUAAUUGGAUAUGCAGAAUUUGCAGUGAUGUUCGUUAUCCUGAUUCCAGGACCAUCACAGCUGUAUUCAUUUAUCAAUGGAAUUAUCUUUAACAGUUUUGUUCUUCUAGCUCUGGGAGCUCACAUCCGAACAAUGUUAUCUGACCCGGGUGCUGUACCACGAGGGAACGCCACCAGAGAGAAUUUAAUGAAAUUAGGUUUGAAAAAAGGAGAAGUGGUUUUCCAAUGUCCAAAAUGUCUAAGCAUUAAACCAGAUCGAGCCCAUCAUUGUAGUGUUUGUCAACGAUGUAUACGAAAGAUGGACCAUCAUUGUCCCUGGGUAAACAAUUGUGUUGGAGAGAGCAACCAAAAGUUCUUCGUGUUAUUUACUCUCUACAUAUGUUUGAUGUCCCUUCAUGCUGCAAUGUUGUCCAUCAAUCAUUUUGUUGUUUGUAUUGGUAAAGACUGGAAAGGUAUCUCCAAUCUUCCAAUGGUGCUACUAAACAUUGUACUGAGUUUUGAUACUAGUAUGCCUUCAGUCAAUUUUGUUUGUCCAGCUUUCUCUCCACCUGCAACAACUGUCUUCUUAAUAAUUCUCAUAUUUGAAGGAAUUUUAUUUGGCAUUUUCACAGCUAUAAUGUUUGGUUCACAGCUUUCUGCUAUAUGCACGGAUGAAACAGGUAUAGAACAGCUAAAAAAAGAACAAGCUACCUGGGAGCGGAAAUCUCGUUGGUUAAGCAUUAAGUCAGUAUUUGGUCAUCCAUUUGGUUUGCAUUGGUUCUCUCCAUUUUCUAAGCCUCUUGGAUAUAAACUCCUACAUGAACAAUAUGCCGUCUAGAGCAAAACUGUUUAUCUUUGUUUUGUUUUGUUUGUUUGUUGAACUACAGCUGGCCACCCUGUGUCAGUGUGACUAGCCAUGAACUUGUGAUGUCAUCUGUUCAAACAACAUCCAUUCUUAUUCCAAACUGAAAACUGGAUCUCCUUUGUAUUUUUCCACCACCCAGGUACUUUAUAAAAGACAACCUGAUGGUUCUGUUGAUUAGAACAUGUACUCAUCUACGUUAAGUACAUAUUUCAGUGAAACUAUAAACAAAGUAACAUAAAAACUUCUCCAGAGACAACACCAGUUGUCAAUCAGUUUUAAUUUCUGACUACUUCUCAAAACUACUUCUACAGGACCAUACAAAUUAUGAAACAUCUACACCAACCAAACACAAACUUCAAACUUGAGAUCAUGCCUUACAAUUUACUUUUCUCAAUGUUGCUUAAUAUAUAUAUGUAUAUUUGUGUACUCACGCACACACAUACUUACGCAAAAUUGGUUACAUAUAUUCUACCACAUAUACUGUCAUUUUUCUACUUUUCCACAGAGUCUGCUUUUAUUCCUCUCAUCUCUAAGAAACAUUUAAUUUAUUGAAGAGCAUUUUGUCUGUGCUUGCUGUAAUUUUUUCCAACAUUUGACCCUAACUUUUUAUGUAAGUUAAAAGACAAAGUUGCUAUUGAAAUAUUCAUACACCUUAUGUCUGGACUCCAGAGAACUGUUAUUAUUUGUUCUGUAAUUUAUCCUGUCAUAUUUCAAAUGGUUCUCAGUUCAACUAUUCUAGCAAGACAACAAAAAAUAUGCCACUUCAGUUGUAAUAAAACAGUCACAUCAAGUGAUGUUAUUGCCUGUUACCAAAUCAAAUUGUCAAUUUCAUUUAACAAUCCUUUUCACAUUUGUUUUUGAUUUAUCUUUUUAUUGUUGAUGUAGAAAGUUUUAAUUUCUCAACUAAAUAUCAUUGGAUUUUAUUUUUUUAAAACAAUUUUAGCUAAUGCUUUGUAGCUAUUCAUUUUUAUCUUCUUACUGUUUUCAGUUGGAUCCACCCUUAUGUAUUCAUCAUUCCACAGGAAGUAUGUACAUUUUCUGGGUACAACUUUCAAACACAUUCAGUCAAGGCAACUUUUUUUUUAAAUGCCUUUUUUUUUUAACAAAUGCCUAUGGACAGUUAAUUUUUUAACCAAGUGAUAUUUUUUUAAUGGCUUGGUACUAAAAAGUUGUUUUGGAUGGUUUAAAUAUCAAUUUGGAAUUUAAUGUGGAUUUUGAAAGUAAAUUAGAAAACAUAGGUGUGCUUGACUGAAUGACUGACAGUAGAUGGGACUUGAAGAGCUUUGAAUGUGUUUGUUUUCCACCUGAACUAUUGAUUACUUGCUGGAAUAUUUUUCUAGUCACAGUUACUAUUCUGCCCUGUCUGUGAAUAGUUUAUUUUAGAGUGCAGCUGUGUAUUCUAAGCUGAUCAUUUCUAUAUCAUCAGUGUACAUGAUAUAGUGACUACUAAUCCAACAUAGUCUUUAUGACAAACUUAAUGGGCCAACACACCCUGACUGUGACAUGUGACUGUGACUUACUCAAUCUCCAGUAACAUAAUCUCCAUAGUGAUCACCUCCAAAUGAACAUCCUCAAUAUGCUACCUUCUGAAUUAACAAACCCAACAAGGUGACCUCCAUAUCAACAAAGCCUCGUUGUUCUCUUUGUAUGGUUAAAGUCAUUGUUUAGCUGUUGAAUUUUAUUAUUGAUAAUUUUUGUUUGUUUGUUUUUUUCACUAUGGAAAUGUUAUUUUUACAGGCAGAUGUUUUAAAUAUUAUGUUAUUUGUGUUAUAUGCUAUUGGGAGCUAUGUUAACUCUGUUACCCAGGCACAUUCUGCUGAGGUGUCUUAAAUAUUAAGCUAUCUGCGUAAAACAAAUCAAGUUUGUUUGUAAAACUUUGAUUAGUAAAGAACAACAAAAAAAAGUAUUUAAAAAAAAAACCAUAGAAUAAUUGGGCAGGAGAUGCUUAAUUCUUUCAAUGUUGAAGUCAGUUCAUGUAAAAUUCUUUAUCAAGCUUAUCUACAGGAUCCGUAGCGUGGGUGAGAGAAAUAUCAAAAAUCUUUUCUCUAAAAGAAGUUCUUUCAGGAAAUUAUCAGCUUUUACUUUCUGUUACUUUAAGUGUGUGCAUGCUGCAACAGCUUUGCAAGGCUUCAGAGGAAUAUGUACCUACGACACCCCUGCCCUUUCUUUUUCAAUAUUGUCUCCCAGUUGUGCCAUGUGAUAUAAUUACAGUCAACAUCAACUUCUAGGAUAUUUUUUAAUGUAACAACUAUGUUGAAAAACAAACUUUUAUUUUUCAGUUAUUCAUUUUAUUACACUUGAAUAUUUUUCUGCCCUUGUUAUGUAAAUGUUUUGUUUUUUUCCCCAACAUCAUCCUCAUCCACAUCAGCAGCAGCACAUGUCAACACAAACCUAUCUUAUUUAAUAAAGAAUAUUCCAUUAUUUCAA
Messenger RNA from Octopus sinensis (East Asian common octopus), 4721 nucleotides. Its product is annotated as palmitoyltransferase ZDHHC3. Lineage: Eukaryota; Metazoa; Mollusca; Cephalopoda; Octopoda; Octopodidae. Gene Ontology annotation, biological process: peptidyl-L-cysteine S-palmitoylation; protein targeting to membrane. Gene Ontology annotation, molecular function: protein-cysteine S-palmitoyltransferase activity. The coding region runs from base 1299 to 2267 and encodes 322 amino acids. The record is from RefSeq and is a predicted model, not a curated record. Gene Ontology annotation, cellular component: endoplasmic reticulum; Golgi apparatus. The transcript has 11 exons.